Messenger RNA from Aphanomyces invadans, 1029 nucleotides. RefSeq lists its product as hypothetical. NCBI's taxonomy places the organism in Eukaryota, Oomycota, Saprolegniomycetes, Saprolegniales, Verrucalvaceae. The record is from RefSeq and is a predicted model, not a curated record. Bases 11 to 802 code for a protein of 263 amino acids. The transcript is spliced from 2 exons.
AUCAAGUGCCAUGAUGUCAUGGUCGGCCGACGGACAAAGCGAUGGACACGUGGCAGCGCAACAAGUGAUGGAAGUACCAGGCCCAGAUGCGUAUAUGCCACAUGCUCUCCAUCUGGGCCUGGUGUCGACGGAUCCGUCCGUCGUCCUAACCGCCGAUUCGUUCCAGGCUGUGCGGACGAAAGCUCGGCACCUCGCGAUUCUUUGUGGAUUUCAGAUACGCAUGGCGAAAGGCGGUAGUAACAGACGUCGUGGGUGGCUCUGCGGCAGCGCGGACGGGUGUCCCUUUUCCAUUUUUGCCCACCGCAACAAGCGUGGUAUCCAGAUCAGGGCCAACCUCGCGCACAACCAUGCGUUCCACCUGCCACAGGACCAAGGCAAACGGUUCACGACCGCCACGACGGAGGAACUCGCAUGUUACGUCCGUCAGUCCGCCAUUUACCAGCAAUCCACCAACAUCAACAAACUCACGGGCAAACAGAUAUCCGACGCUAUCUUUGCGCACACGGGGCGUCAUGUCAAGGCUAACCGUGCCAGCGUCAUCAAGAAGCUGCUUGUCCAUCAUCCCGAGCGCGUCGUGCCUUGUGCUUCGCUGUUCCAAAAUCCCUCCACCACGUCGAUGGCCCCAACGCAUUCGGCGCCACCGUCGACCCCAUUGUUUCACCUCCUUCAACGUACUCGCAGCCUCUGCCGAUACUUCCCACUGACUCGUUCAACUCACCCGUCAAGAGCAUGGCCGAAGCCGUUUGGGACUGCUUUGUCUACAUCGCGAAUUCUCCAUGGACCAUCGAGCAUCUUGGCGUAGCUCGAGUGCGGCACAUGGUAGCAGUUUUCAAGCAAGACCGGGACACACUGCGAGCGACGCUGCUCAUGACAUGCCCACGGCACCAGGUGCUGCCGUGCCUGUCGACCAACCCGCCAAACGUGAAGCAGUUUGUCGAGCAGUAUUUGCGGCAGACGGAGCUGGGCUUCUUUUGACGAAUGCAAACAGUGUGAGGGUUUCCUGUAUUAUAUUUAACAGCUUCUAGUCGA